UUUUUUGCUCUUUUGGUUGGGGUAGGGGGGUUUUACAUUAUAUGCUUCUUAUCUUGACUUCCACUCUAUUCUUGUUUUCUAUUUACUACCAUGAUCACACUUUAUUAGUUACCAACAUGAGAUGUUAUCAGGGUUAUUGGACCAUCUGAAGGAUAUCUUCCACCUUCCUUAUUUCUGGUUUCUGGUCGUUAGAAUAGUUGUGCUCACUUAGUUGAUCCAAAAGGGUCCUUCGCUUGGUAUUCUUUCUUCAAGAUUCUCAAUGCUUCGGGAUGCACCAUUUGAAACAUGGCAUAUAUUUAUUGGGAAUUUUGGAUAACCCUAUUGGUGGCUUGUACCUAGAGCAUCAUCACAUGACACACUUGAAUCCUGGUUAUUGAAAGGCUUGAAAAGCAGUUGGCAAGCUACAAAUGUACAUACCCCUUGGAGGAAGGGUUAUGCUCAACAAAAUUGCUUUAGCAAGUUCUAUUUAUCACUUAUGGCUAUCAGGGGGCUAAAGUAGGAAAAUCCAUAGAGGUUUCUUAUGGGAAGGGACUUCCAUUUUAUGUAGUUAUGGAAUGGGAAUGGGCUAACACAUCUGAGUCUGCUAGUGGAAUUCCAUUUUAUGUAGGAAGAGGAUGGAUGGUAUCAGAAAGUUCAGAACAGUAGGAAGAUGGAGACCUCAGUUGGAUGUUGAAGCCAAGAGUUUCAGGUUCCAGCAGGGUUGGUCUGGAGGGAAGACAGUUCUGAAGAUCAGGGAAGGGAGUAGAGUGACAGUGCUCUUGCCGGAGGAGGUAACUUUAUGGGUGAAAGGAUUUGUCGAUGGUGUUCUGAACUCUGUUAGGGAGGAAGGUUGGAAGAACUCUAUUGUCCACUCUGGGAAGACUUGCAGUGGAACUGAGAAGAAACAGGAAAGGAUGGUAUAUCACUAUUACAGAACUCUUUGGCAACAAUAAAAGGCAAAUGGUGUGUGUGUGCCGGAAGGGAAGAAGGGGAAGGGAUGGGUGGCCUUUUCCGAUAAGCCUUACCUCUUCCUUACUACUGUUGAGAGGAGGGAGAACGAAGAAGGGGGGAUAAUCAACAAAGGCAAAGAAAAACAAAGCUAAGAGACUCAGAAGGAUUUCAGCGAGAAUGAAGCAGUUGAGAACACUGAGGAACAGAGCUUGCCUCGGCAGGGAAAUAUGUAUGCUUUGUUCGACAAAACAUUGCAGAUUGAUGGUUGAUGCUGGGCGUGGCAACUGCAGUUAGAGAGUGAUUCUGACGGCCGCGAAGGAUGUAAAGGAUUGUACCAAAAUAUUGGAUGCAGUUGCUCGGAAGGUGGGUGUUGAAGUGGAUGCAACUCUGUUGCCCUUUGCAGAGAGGAAAGCUGUUCUGGAUGUUGGAGAGGUGGAGUUAAGCUUCAACACAGUCUCAGUGGACGGUGGUUUGGUUCAGAUUCAGAGCUGGACUCCACUAUGCAACGAGAUUGAGCUCGGUGAAGGAAGUGUUCUAAUUAAACUCUUAGGGCUUCCUUUCUUGGAAGCAUCACACAGACAUUGGGAGGAGUUCUGUUGGAGUUUGACCUGCGAAGCUUGCGUGCACUUGAGCUUCGUGUUGCUAGAGCUAAGCCAGAGAGUUUGCCUCGCUCUCUUCAGGUAUGCGCAGAAGGGAUAUGGCAUUAUCAGGUGUGGCUGGCUUCAAGAGCUGAAGCGUUGUUGUGGGGAGGAGGAACGGAGGUAGAAGAUGAUGCUGACGGGGCAGGGUAGGACACGUGGCAGCGAGGGAAUGGUGGAACAUACUGACAUGCAAGGGGAAAUAAAGAAGGAAGCUGAAUAAUUGGCUGGGGAAGACCGAACGACAAAAUCUGUUUAAGGAAAUUAAUUCAAAGUGGUUUGAAUCUAGAUGUAAAGAAGGAGGCGGCCCUUCUUAUGCUGACGUGGCCAAGAAAAACUGUGGUUUGGGUGCUUUAGGCGAGGCCGAGCUACGCUGUCCGAACCCUUCGGGGACAGGGGUGGUUCACAGGUUCAGUAGUGGGUCGAGGCAGGAAAAAACCUGACCCACGUGAUAACUUAAGUGAUCAUGUGGACCGGGGCAAAACAGCCAAAACCAAGGAGUUUAUAGACGGGAACUUCCAUCCAUCUUCUUCCAUCUUGGGUCACCUCGAACAGAAAGGCCCGCGGCGGCAGGAACAAGGCAAAGAAAAAUUUCUCCCGUAGGUCCCUCUCCAGGUCAGAGGAAACUGUCCAACACCGCUCAUAUGAGAGGCUGAACACGCGAUAUACAAGGAUUAGAAUGGAAGAAAGGGAGGAAGAGGAUGAAGGGUGGGCCGACUGUAGUGUGGAUGAGGAGGAAAUGGACGACUUUGAGGACAGUUCAAACGUAGGAAUUGUGGGCAAUGAAGGCGUGGGCAAUGAAGACAUUCUGGAAAACAUGAAUUUAGGAAGGUGGUUUCAGCUGCAAGAGGAAGAAAAACAGCAGGCCGAUUUGGUGGACUGGAAUGUCAGAACAUGGGAAGAAAAUAAAACAGAGAAAGGCCAGGCAGAUGGGGGGGGGGGGAAUCUUCAAGCACAAAGGAGUAACUCAUUUCUAUUGUUUCAAGAUGUGCAAGGUCCUAUGAGGGGAAAGAAUCAGGACAACUUGAGGCAGAGCAGGAAUUCACUGAACAGGAAUAAGUAGUAGGAUAUAGAGAGGGAUCACAGUGUUGGCCGUGUGAUAGGAUUGGUUUCUCACCAACCUAAGGAAACGGAUAAAGAUCAGUCCUCUAAACAGGGAAGGGGAAAUGUUAACACCAGUCUUCAUUCUUCUCCAUUUUCUUGCCCAAGCCCAGGCAGGAACUUGUAUAUACUCCGGUUCAUGAAAUUAUAUUCUCAUCCAUAGACAAGCCAAAGCUUCUUAGCCAGUUCUCUGCUUUGCUUUCUGAUAUAGGGCUAAACAUCCGUGAAGCACAUGUUUUCUCAACAACUGAUGGCUACUCUUUGGAUGUGUUCGUGGUGGAUGGAUGGCCUGUUGAGGGAUCUUUGACAAGCCCAAAUGUUGCUGACUUUGCAAUGAUUUGGUCAGGACACAGAUGGUUUGCACGAGGAGAUGGAGAAAGCAAUUGCUAGAAGUGAGGGCUCGUGGUCUGGUUCAUCACCUUCCAAUUCAGUCAUAGAGAAGGCGUUAGCAAACCAACCAAAGUCUGGUGAAUGGGAGAUUGAUAAAAGAUUUUUGAAGCUAGGAGAAAAAAUCGCUUCUGGAUCUUGUGGAGAUUUAUAUCGUGGAGUUUACUCGGGUGAGGAUGUUGCUGUUAAAGUGCUUAGAUCUGGACAUCUAAAUGAAACUUUGGAGAUAGAGUUUGAUCAAGAAGUACGGAUCCUAAGGGAGGUUCAGCAUAGGAAUGUUGUUCGGUUUAUUGGAGCAUGCACAAAACGUCCAGAACUGUGCAUAGUGACAGAGUUUAUGCCAGGAGGGAGUCUAUAUGAUUUUCUACACAAGCAUCAUAAUGUCUUGGAACUCUCUCAAUUGUUGAAGUUUGCCGUUGAUGUCUGUAAAGGAAUGGAGUAUUUACACCAUAAAAACAUAAUCCAUAGGGACCUGAAGACAGCUAAUCUGCUUAUGGAUACUAACAAGGUUGUAAAGGUGGCAGAUUUUGGUGUUGCUCGGUUCCAAAACCAAGAGGGUGUAAUGACAGCAGAGACUGGGACUUACAGAUGGAUGGCUCCUGAGGUUAUAAACCAUCAACCAUAUGAUCAGAAAGCUGAUGUGUUCAGCUUUGCAAUAGUACUAUGGGAGUUGACAACAGGCAAGGUGCCUUAUGAUACCAUGACCCCCUUACAAGCUGCCCUAGGAGUGAGACAGGGUCUUCGACCAGCUCUUCCCGAGAAGACACAUCCAAAACUAUUAGACUUGAUGCAGAGGUGUUGGGAAGCAGUUCCCUCUAAGCGGCCUUCCUUCUCAGAAAUAGCUGUUGAACUGGAAGAAUUUGCCCAAGAGAUUCAGGAAAGUUCAAGCAGCAACCGAUGAGCAAGUUGGUUUGUAACAUUUCUAGCGGCAUGUCCCCCUUGAUUGAGGGAGAUUCAUUUCCCCAUUUUGUUAUCUUUUCUUUUCUUGCCAUUUUCUUCAAUAGGUUCAGUAAAUUAUAGAGGUUAAGGAAUCGGAGGAGGGAAAUAUGUGAAAGGUAUGUAUCAUGAAUCGGAUUGUAUUAGCUGUUAGUCUUGACUUGGUGGGUACUUCAUAGUUCAUAUACCCAGAGGUCCCCUGUAAAUUGCCUUGUGUAACGUGAUCCAUUUUCUUUUCCACAGAAAUGCAAAUGUAGAACUUUGUCAUUCAACACAUUAGAAAACACGUCUACCAUUUAGAGGGGCAUUGUUUGA
Nelumbo nucifera (sacred lotus) is the source of this 4307-nucleotide messenger RNA. The record is from RefSeq and is a predicted model, not a curated record. Lineage: Eukaryota; Viridiplantae; Streptophyta; Magnoliopsida; Proteales; Nelumbonaceae.